GCAAGCGCCAAAAAAAAAACAAAAAAAACACCUCUCGUCCCCCUUUUUUUCUCCUUCGCCAAACUCUUCAUUUCAUCUUCUUCAACAACUGAUACUGAUCUAAAGAGCUAACAAAAAAAAAAAAAAUGAGAAGCUUCAAUUUCUUCGGUAGAUUAUGUACGGCUUUCCAUGACUAUCCUUCUCUUUCUAAGAUCAUCGUCGUCUCUACACUCAGUAGCGGGAGCCUUAUAGCUUAUUCUGAGGCAAACACAAACAAUGGAAAUAGAGGCCGUGUUGCUCAUGCUGAUGCUGUCGCAUCCAAGAAAAAGAAGGUGGUGGUGCUCGGAACUGGUUGGGCAGCAAUGACUUUCUUGAAGAAUCUCAAUAACUGUAUUUACGAGGUGGAAGUUGUGUCUCCUCGUAAUUUCUUUCUCUUUACCCCAUUACUACCGAGUGUUACUUGCGGUAAAGUAGAAGCUCGUAGCAUCGUUGAGCCAAUUCGCAACAUCAUCAGAAAGAAACAUUUUGACGUCAGAUACCGUGAAGCUGAAUGUACCAAAAUAGAUCCAGCAAAUAAUAAAAUUUACUGCCGUGCCACUGCAAAUACCAAUUCAAAGCGGCGAGAAGAGUUUGCAAUAGACUACGACUACCUUAUUAUUGCUGUUGGAGCUCAGGUUAACACCUUUAACACCCCUGGUGUCGAGGGAAAUUGCCAUUUCUUAAAGGAAAUUGAUGAUGCUCAGAAGAUUCGGAGGAAUGUCAUUGACGCCUUUGAGAAGGCAAGCCUACCAAAUUUAACUGAAGAGGAGAGAAAGAAAAUCCUUCACUUUGUGGUUGUUGGUGGUGGCCCUACAGGUGUGGAAUUUGCUGCUGAACUUCAUGAUUUUGUGAACGAAGAUGUGGUCAAACUAUAUCCAAUGGUCCAAAACUUUGUGAAAAUAACUGUUCUUGAGGCCACAGAUCAUAUUUUGAACAUGUUUGACAAAAGAAUCACAAAGUUUGCUGAACACAAAUUUGGAAGAGAUAAUAUUGAAGUGAAAUUAGGAUCAAUGGUUACAAAAGUGACUGAGAAUGAAAUUUGUACAAAAGCAAAAGGUAGCGACAAAACAACUUCUAUGCCAUAUGGAAUGGUUCUCUGGUCAACCGGCAUUGGGCCACGUCCAAUCGUAAAGGACUUUAUGAAGCAAAUUGGUCAGGGUAAUAGGCGUGCUUUAGCAACUGAUGAAUGGCUAAGAGUAGAGGGAGUUGGUAACGUUUAUGCACUUGGUGACUGUGCAACUAUUAACCAACGGAAAGUCAUGGAAGACAUAACAGAAAUAUUUAAGAAGGCAGACGCGGAUAACUCGGGAACGCUGACACUCAAGGAAUUUCAAGAUAUCAGUAAUGAUAUUUGUGAAAGAUACCCUCAAAUGCAGCUUUAUCUGAAGAGCAAACCAGUGCGUAACAUUUUCGAUCGUCCAUCCCAAGUCAAAGGAAAAGCUUCAAAAGAAUCCAUUGAGCUGCGUAUUGAAGAAUUUAAAUCUGCUCUUUCCGAAGUUGAUACUCAGUUGAAGAAUCUGCCCGCGACUGCACAGGUUGCAAAUCAACAAGGUGCGUAUCUCGCUAAGUGCUUCAAUCGUAUGGAAGAGUGUGAAAUUAAUCCUGAAGGUCCCACUAGGAUCAGGGGAACAGGUCGCCAUCGUUUCCGUCCCUUUAGGUACAGGCACUUGGGACAAUUUGCUCCUUUGGGAGGGGAGCAAACAGCUGCACAACUUCCUGGUGAUUGGGUCUCAAUCGGACACAGCUCGCAGUGGCUCUGGUAUUCCAUCUAUGCAAGCAAGCAAGUAAGCUGGCGCACAAGGGCAUUGGUGGUCUCGGACUGGAUACGACGUUUUAUUUUUGGGAGGGAUACCAGUGGUAUUUAAGGUACAUUAACAGGUCUCUCUCGGUCUAGCAUUUGGAGGUACUGCUACAUAAACAUAUUGGAACGCUGUAGAGGUU
This is a messenger RNA of Gossypium arboreum, 1959 nucleotides long. Its product is annotated as external alternative NAD(P)H-ubiquinone oxidoreductase B2, mitochondrial. The record is from RefSeq and is a predicted model, not a curated record. Lineage: Eukaryota; Viridiplantae; Streptophyta; Magnoliopsida; Malvales; Malvaceae. The transcript has 10 exons. Bases 126 to 1883 code for a protein of 585 amino acids. Gene Ontology annotation, molecular function: NADH dehydrogenase activity; calcium ion binding.